AUGAGCACAAAAACAAUGAUUGGUAUAGCAACGGCAAGUUGUGCUUGCAUCAUUGUCACAUCUUUAAUCGCCGUUUGUGUAAUAUUCAAUGAAAUAAAUAACUUACACGACGAUGUUAUGGAUGAGAUGGGCGUCUUCCGAACUGUUGCAGACGAUACUUGGGAAAGAAUAGUAAUGCUACAUUUUGGCACAGGUGGUGGUCGGCAAGAGACGUUCACCUCCUUGAUCAACCGAUACAAACGACAGUUCAUCCCACCACCACAUUGUCAAUGUCAGGCACCAGAAUUGUGCCCACCAGGUCCACCAGGACCACCAGGUGAUAAAGGUCUGCCAGGUCUUGAUGGACCGGUCGGCCAAGAUGGCAGAGAUGGUGCUAGUGGUGUGUCACUACUAGCGACAUAUCAUUUUCCUGGUGGCUGCAUAGAAUGUCCUCCGGGACAACCGGGGCCACCUGGACCUGAUGGUCUAGAAGGAGAUUAUGGAGAGACAGGACGUCGUGGAUCACUUGGAACACCGGGCAAGAGUGGGCAACGUGGACCACCUGGACCACCUGGGGAAAUGGGGGAAGCAGGACCAGAUGGAACACCUGGAAUGCCAGGAGCACCAGGUAAAGAUGGAAAACGAGGCAUUGGACCACAAGGACCGAAAGGACCAACUGGACCAAGUGGACCACCAGGUCCACCAGGACUCGAUGGAGAAAGGGGUGCUGAUGGUGAACCAGGAGAACAGGGUGAGGAAGGACGACCAGGAAAUGACGGUAGGAAAGGAAAUGAUGGACGUCCUGGAGAGCGUGGUAGCCCAGGAUUACCAGGACCAGAUGCUCAUUAUUGCCCAUGUCCACCACGAAGUUCAGGAUAUCUGAUGAAGAUAUACUGA
This is a messenger RNA of Loa loa (African eye worm), 876 nucleotides long. RefSeq names its product nematode cuticle collagen domain-containing protein. The coding region runs from base 1 to 876 and encodes 291 amino acids. The transcript is spliced from 4 exons. The record is from RefSeq and is a predicted model, not a curated record. NCBI's taxonomy places the organism in Eukaryota, Metazoa, Nematoda, Chromadorea, Rhabditida, Onchocercidae. Gene Ontology annotation, molecular function: structural constituent of cuticle.